Molecule: messenger RNA, 3760 nt
Organism: Chinchilla lanigera (long-tailed chinchilla)
Lineage: Eukaryota; Metazoa; Chordata; Mammalia; Rodentia; Chinchillidae
Gene: Padi1
Product: peptidyl arginine deiminase, type I
Exons: 16
Coding region: 92-2083 (663 amino acids)
Cellular component (GO): cytoplasm
Molecular function (GO): protein-arginine deiminase activity; calcium ion binding
Source: RefSeq, a predicted model, not a curated record
CUCCUUCCUGGUGCCUGAGAGGAGCUGGGGAGUCAGGUGUGCAGCCACCAGGUGCUGGAGCUCUCCUUGGAGGUGGGGAGCAGGGGACAGGAUGGCCCCGAGGAGAGCCGUGCAGCUGUCUCUGAAGAAGCCCACGUACGCUGUGUGUGUGGUGGGGACCGAGAUGCUGGUGAACGUCCACAGAGAUGUGCCCAGGGGUGCCAAGACCUUCAGGGUUUCUGGGAGCUCUAAGGUGGAAGUCUUAAUGGCCUAUGAUCCCAGAUGGGUGACAGAACCCACAGGCAAGGCCCACUGGCCUCUAGAUGCCAAUGUGGAUGUGGUCGUAUCCGUGGACACAGCCAGUAAGGAUUUAAACGACCUCAAGGUGAAGGUGUCAUACUUCAAGCGGCAGGAGGACGAUCCCCUGGGCCACAGCGUGCUCUACCUGACUGCCGUGGACGUCUCCCUCGAUGUCGACACCAGCCGCACAGGCAAGGUGAAAAGGCGCCGCGGGGACAAGAAAACCUGGCGCUGGGGCCUCGAGGGCCAUGGGGCUGUUCUGCUGGUGAACUGCGACAGGGACUGCCGUGGGCCCGGGGAGCCUGAUCUCCACAGCAGCCAGCCAGUGUCCCUGGACGACCUGCAGGACAUGUCCCCCAUCGUGCUGACCUGUGACGGCCCCGAUGAGCUCUUCGACAGACACAAGCUGGUCCUGAGCGUGUCCCAGUCCGACUCCAGGAGGGUGCGGGUCUUCCGUGCUCAGGGCGGAACUUCCGUCUCUGACUACCAGCAGGUGCUGGGGCCCAGGCACCUGUCCCACCGAGUGGAGCGGCAGCGGGGGGAGCGCGAGAUCAGAUUCUGCGCUGAGGGCCUCGCCUUUCCGGACGCCGACUUCUCGGGGCUGGUCUCCCUCAGUGUCGGCCUGGUGGACACAGCGCCGCUGCCCGAGGUGCCUCUCUUCACAGACACCGUGGUCUUCCGCGUGGCGCCCUGGAUCAUGACCCCCAACACCCAGCCGCCCGUGGAGCUGUACGUGUGCAGCGUCACAGACGCGCAUGGCUCCAAUGAGAAGUUUCUGGACGACAUGGCUUCCCUGGCGCUGAAGGCCAAUUGCAAGCUGGUCGUCUGCCCCCGGGUGGAGAACCGCAACGACCGCUGGAUCCAGGACGAGAUGGAGUUCGGCUACGUCGAGGCCCCUCACAAAUCCUUCCCUGUGGUCUUUGACUCCCCCAGGAACAGAGGCCUGAGGGAUUUCCCCUAUAAGAAGAUCCUGGGUCCUGACUUUGGCUACGUGACCCGGGAGCUUCUCUUCUCUGGCGCCUCCAGCUUAGAUUCCUUUGGCAACCUGGACGUCAGCCCGCCCGUGACAGUGGGUGACACGGAGUACCCCCUGGGCCGGAUCCUCAUCGGUGGCAGCUUCCCCAAGUCCAGCGGGCGGCGGAUGGCCAAGGUGGUGCGCGACUUCCUGGCAGCACAGCAGGUGCAGGCGCCCCUGGAGCUCUACUCGGACUGGCUGUCCGUAGGCCACGUGGAUGAGUUCCUGAGCUUUGUGCCCACCUCCGACCCGAAGGGCUUCCGGAUGCUCCUGGCCAGCCCCAGCGCCUGCCUCAAGCUGUUCCAGGAAAAGAAAGAGGAGGGCUACGGGGAGGCGGCCCAGUUUGCUGGGUUGAGACACAAGGCAAAGAGAAGCAUUAACGAGAUGCUGGCGGACAGACGCCUCAGGAGUGACAGCCUCCACGUCCAGAAAUGCAUCGACUGGAACCGCGAGGUGCUGAAGCGCGAGCUGGGCCUGGCCGAGGGCGACAUCAUCGACAUCCCGCAGCUCUUCUCCCUGAAGGGCGCCUACGCCGAGGCCUUCUUCCCCGACAUGGUGAACAUGGUGGUGCUGGGCAAGUUCCUGGGCAUCCCCAAGCCCUAUGGGCCGGUCAUCAACGGCCGCUGCUGCCUGGAGGAGCAGGUGCGCUCGCUGCUGGAGCCGCUGGGCCUGCACUGUGUCUUCAUCGAUGACUACUUGUCCUACCACCGGCUGCAAGGCGAGAUUCACUGCGGUACCAACGUGCGCCGGAAGCCGUUCACCUUCAAGUGGUGGCACGCGGUGCCUUGAGCCUGCUACCCCCUGCCGUCCCCUCUGGCCCCCUGCUGGGAACCCUGCCCGGGCAAGGGUGAGGACACACACCGGCCUCCCUCUUUUGGGGGCCCUUGGCACAGCAGCCCUGGUGCCUGCAAGCGUGCUGGCCACUGUGGACGCUGGACUCCAGGGAUCGAGGCCACCCUGCCUGGCCCAAGGAUGACCGUCCCCAUCGUCUCCUCCCCUUCCUUAGCCACUGCCCCCAGCGGUCUAAGGCCAGUAGCCUUCAUACAUCCAAGCUGGCCGCAAAUGCCUCCCCUCUAUCCGGAGGCCUCCUGGGGGCGUAGGAAGGGUGGCUUUGCGUCUGCACCAGGAGUGGGAGCCAGCCCCCCAGGGUCUGCCGUGAGGAUUUCCAUUCCAGGUGGCCUGUGGCUCCCGUCAGACCAGGCGAUCCGGGGCACCCUCCUUCCAAAGGGGACCCAGGCCGUGAUUCCCCCCCCCCCCCCUCCAGUGCCCUUCAGCUAUAGGAAGCAAACAGGGACAGGAAACCCUGGUGUCCGAGGGCUUGUUUUAAAAAGAAAGGAGGCAACAAAACCCCUUUAAUAUCUGCCUCAGCCCUCGAAGGGUGCUCGUUACCUGUCUGGAAGCCUUUAAUUAAGGAGAGCUAGCUGCUUCCGGCCUAAAAACGCUGAGCGGGGGAGAGGAACUUGGGGAGGCUGAGGAAGGAGGCCUGGACAGGAGGGGACGAGGUCAGAGUGGCAGAAAAGGCUGGGCAGUGACCUCCGGGCCCGGAGGCUUCUGCACCCUUGGAUGGCCAGGGCUUUGGAUUUUGAACUCUGAAUCUGUAGGCAGCUGGCUGUUCCAGAUGUGGUGGGGGUGGGGCCCAGAUGUUAGACGAGGGUGGGGGACCAUUAGGUUAUCUCUGAAGGUGGAGCUUAAUUUCCUUUAAUAGUCUGUCAUUAUCCCCUUCCUUCUGCAGGCAGGGGGAGGGGAAGGCUGGUCCGCUGUCCCUCAGCAACCCGUCCCCCCCACAUCACGCACAUGCACGCACACAUGCACACACGCAUGCAGCUUUGCCUGUGAGCAACGCCCUGUGACAGGCCGGGUUCCUCCCACAGAAGGACAGACAGCUGCUGCCCUCCAGGUUAAUAGCCCUGGGAGCCCACAGAGGCAUGUGCAGGCAGGCAGGCUGGCCGGCUGCAGCAGCCCGGGCAGGAGGAAGCCAGCCUCCCUGCUCCCCACUGGCUGGGGAGCCGUGGCCACUGUUAGUCCCCGGACCUCUGCCUGUCUAUAUCCCCAGACUCUGGCGAGUCCUCAGACCAAAACAGCUCCUGUCACUCUGUCAGGCCUGGAAUAAAGGCUUCUGUGGAACUGGCACGGUGAACAGGGGGGGCUGGGAACCUGGAUCCUCCCCUUCCAGAAGGUCCCCAGGCCCUUUUGCAAGCUCUUGCUCUGACCCUGGCCCCUUUGUCUUAGGAUCAGGACCCAGCCGAGGCUGAGCCGUGAAGAAGGGCCUGAGGGUGUGGGGUCUGCCUUGGGAGCCCCUAGGGAAAGUGCCGUUCCCCUGGGUGGGAGGGGAGCAGGCGUGCAGACAGACAGGGAGUUGUGAGGCUGUGGAAUUGCUGCUGGGGCCCUUGGGGUCCUGGUGUCCUGCUGAGAGUGUUCUGGUGACCAGUCACCUCCUUUCUGAUCAAUAAAAAUGGUCGGCAUGCA